AUGGAAAAGCGGGCACUAGACUGUGCCUCCAGUGGGUGCCAGUUUCACUGUGCUGUGACUCAUGAUGGGCCUCUGUGCUACUGUAGCAACGGCUAUGAAGUCGCUGCAGAUGGAAAGACGUGUAAAGAUUUCAAUGAGUGCAAUGUGUACGGGACGUGCAGUCAGACGUGCACGAACACUAAUGGCUCCUACAUCUGCAGCUGUGUCGAGGGCUACCUGGUGCAGCCUGAUAACCGCUCCUGCAAAGCCAAAAAUGACCCAGUGGAUCGUCUGCCUAUGCUGCUGAUUGCUAACCUCAAUGACAUCCGCUGCACUUCUCUGAGUGGAUCCACAUCCCGGCUGCCCUCCAUUGCCACCAAGCAGACCAUGGCUAUGGACUUUAUCUAUGCCGAGGACACCGUGUGCUGGAUAGACGUCGGUGACACCCCUGCUGCCACCCAGCUGAAGUGUGCCAGCAUCCCUGACCUCAAGAGUGUCAUCAACAUCCGCACCAUCAACAUUUCCCUCAGCCUGCAUCAUGUGGAGAAGAUGGCUAUCGAUUGGCUGACCGGAAACUUCUACUUUGUGGAUGACGUGGACGACCGAGUGUUUGUCUGCAACAAGAACGGCCAGACAUGUGUGACCCUGCUGGACCAAGAGCUGUACAACCCUAAAGGCAUCGCCUUGGACCCGGCAAUGGGCAAAGUGUUCUUCACAGACUACGGGUCUACGCCCAGGGUGGAGCGCUGUGACAUGGAUGGCCAGAACCGCACAAAGCUGGUGGACACCAAGAUCGUCUUCCCUCAUGGCAUCACACUGGACCUGGUCAACCGGCUGGUGUACUGGGCUGAUGCCUACCUGGACUACAUCGAAGUGGUCGAUUACGAGGGAAAGAACCGACACACCAUCAUCCAGGGCCUGCUGAUUGAGCACCUGUACGGGCUGACUGUAUUUGAGAACUACCUGUAUGCCACUAACUCAGACGAAAGCCACCUCAACUCAAAGACCAGUGUGAUCCGAGUGAACCGCUUCAACAGCUCCGACUUCCAAGUGGUGACCCGGGUCGAUCGGGGGACCGCGCUGCACGUGUACCACCAGAGGCGCCAACCCCAAGUGCGCAGCCAUGCGUGUGCCCUGGAUCAGUUUGGGAAGGCUGGAGGUUGCUCUGAUAUCUGUCUGCUGAGCAACAGCCACAAAACCCGUACAUGCCGCUGUCGCUCUGGAUUCAGCCUGGGCAGCGAUGGAAAGUCCUGCAAGAAACCAGACCAUGAGUUGUUCUUGGUGUACGGUAAAGGUCGUCCUGGAAUCAUCAGAGGCAUGGACAUGAACGCUAAGGUGCCUGAUGAGUACAUGAUUCCCAUUGAGAACCUCAUGAACCCUCGAGCUCUGGAUUUCCACGCACUUAGUGAAUACAUCUACUUUGCUGAUGCCACCAGCUACAUUAUUGGCCGGCAGAAGAUAGAUGGCACAGAGAGAGACACUAUACUCAAAGAAGGUAUUCACACAGUAGAGGGGAUAGCAGUAGACUGGAUGGGAGGUAAUCUCUACUGGACAGAUGAUGGGCCUAAAAAGACUAUCAGCGUUGCCAGGCUGGAGAAGGCUUCUCAGACCCGCAAGACGCUCAUUGAGGGAAAGAUGAGCCAUCCUCGUGCCAUUGUGGUGGACCCCCAGAAUGGAUGGAUGUACUGGACUGACUGGGAGGAGGACCCCACAGAGAGCAACAGAGGAAAGAUCAAGAAAGCUUGGAUGGAUGGCUCACAUCACCAAGUUUUCCUGACGAGCAAGACAGUGCUGUGGCCCAAUGGCCUGAGUCUGGACAUUCCCCAGGGCAUCCUGUACUGGGUGGAUGCUUAUUACGACCGUAUUGAGUUGGUUUACCUCAACACCACCGAGAGAAAGGUGGUGUACGAGGGACAGGAGCUUAACCACGCCUUUGGAUUAUGUCAUUACAAACAAUUUCUUUUUUGGAAUGAGUACCGUGGCGGCAGCAUCUACAAACUGGACCAAGUCACUAAGACAGUCACCCUCCUCCGCAACGAGAGGCCCCCUAUCUUUGAGAUCAGAGUGUAUGAUGCACACCAGCAGCAAGGUUCCAAUAAGUGUCGAAUUAACAACGGUGGCUGCAGCAGUCUGUGCCUUGCUAUUCCCGACGGCAGGUCCUGUGGCUGUGCUGACGAUCAAAUCCUGGAUGGAGAUAAUGUCACCUGCGGAGCCAACCCCUCCUACGUGCCCCCGCCUCAGUGCCAGCCCGGGGAGUUUGCCUGCAAGAACAACCGCUGCAUCCAAGAGCGCUGGAAGUGUGACGGGGACAACGAUUGUCUGGACAACAGCGAUGAGGCCCAUGAUCUCUGCCACCAGCACACCUGCCCAGCUGACCGAUUCAAAUGCCAGAACAACCGAUGUAUCCCCCUGCGAUGGCUCUGCGAUGGAGACAAUGACUGCGGCAAUGAUGAAGAUGAAUCAAACACCACCUGCUCUGCUCGCACAUGCCCACCAAACCAGUACCCUUGUGCUAGUGGGCGCUGCAUCCCCAUUUCCUGGACAUGUGACCUGGACGACGACUGUGGAGACCGCUCAGAUGAACCAGACUCCUGUGCCUACCCAACCUGCUUCCCUCUGACUCAGUUCACCUGCGCCAAUGGCCGCUGCAUCAACAUCAACUGGCGCUGUGACAACGACAAUGACUGUGGGGAUAACAGCGAUGAAGCCGGCUGCAGCCAUUCCUGCUCAAGCGUCCAGUUUAAGUGUAACAGUGGCCGCUGCAUCCCAGAAUACUGGACCUGUGACGGCGACAAUGACUGUGGAGACUACAGUGAUGAGACUCAUGCCAACUGUACCAAUCAGGCUACCCGUCCACCAGGUGGCUGCCAUGUAGACGAGUUCCAGUGUCGGAUGGACGGCCUGUGCAUUCCCAUGCGCUGGCGCUGUGAUGGAGACACCGACUGUAUGGACCUGAGUGAUGAGAACAACUGUGAGGGUGUGACCCACAUGUGUGACCCAGCAGUCAAGUUCAGCUGCAGGGACUCUGCUCGUUGCAUCAGCAAGGCAUGGGUGUGUGAUGGUGACAGUGACUGUGAGGACAACUCUGAUGAGGACAACUGCGAGGCGUUGGCGUGCAAGUUGUCUCACCACAUGUGUGCUACCAACGACUCCAUCUGUCUGCCUGCUGAGAAGCUUUGUGACGGCACUGACGAUUGUCCGGACGGCUCUGACGAGAAACUUUGUGACUUGUGCUCACUAGACAACGGUGGCUGCAGUCACAACUGCAGCAUCAUUCCUGGGGAGGGCUUCAUGUGCUCGUGUCCCCUGGGCAUGGAGCUGGGAGCCGACAACAAGACCUGCCAGAUCCAGAGCUUCUGCGCUAAACACCUCAAGUGUAGCCAGAAGUGCGAGCAGGAGAAAUCCAGUGUCAAGUGCUCCUGCUACGAGGGCUGGGAGCUGGAGGCGGACAUGGAGAGCUGCAAAAGCACUGAUCCCUUCAAGCCUUUUAUCAUCUUCUCCAACCGCCAUGAGAUCAGAAGGAUUGAUCUUCACAAGGGGGAGUUCAGUGUGCUGGUGCCAGGGCUCAGGAACACCAUCGCUCUGGACUUUCAUCUCAACGAGAGCACUCUGUACUGGACUGAUGUCGUAGAGGACAAGAUCUACCGUGGGAAACUGUCUGAAAAUGGAGCCCUGACCAGUUUUGAGGUGGUGAUCCAGUAUGGACUGGCUACACCAGAGGGGCUGGCUGUGGACUGGAUAGCAGGAAACAUCUACUGGGUAGAGAGCAACCUGGACCAGAUAGAGGUAGCCAAACUGGAUGGGACCAUGAGAACCACCCUGCUGGCUGGGGAGGUGGAGCAUCCAAGGGCCAUCGCCCUGGACCCACGAGAUGGUAUUCUAUUUUGGACCGACUGGGAUGCCAGCCUUCCCAGGAUCGAGGCAGCGUCUAUGAGCGGAGAAGGCAGACGCACCAUCCACAGAGAAACAGGCAGCGGUGGCUGGCCCAACGGACUCACUGUUGACUACAUGGAAAGACGCAUUGUCUGGAUUGAUGCCAGGUCCGAUGCUAUCUACUCUGCUAAGUACGACGGUUCUGGACUGAUUGAAGUGUUGCGGGGUCAUGAGUAUUUGUCCCACCCCUUUGCUGUUACCAUGUAUGGAGGCGAGGUGUACUGGACCGACUGGAGGACUAACACUCUGGCCAAAGCCAACAAAUGGACUGGACACAAUGUCACUGUAGUCCAGCGAACCAACACACAGCCCUUUGACUUGCAGGUCUAUCACCCCUCCAGACAGCCCCAGGCUCCUAACCCGUGUGCCACCAGUGACGGUAAAGGCCCUUGCUCCCACCUCUGUCUCAUAAACUUCAACCAGACCUUCUCCUGUGCCUGCCCUCACCUCAUGAAGCUCCAGCCUGACAAACGCACAUGCAAAGAGUCCCGCAAGUUCCUUCUAUAUGCCCGUCAAAUUGAAAUCCGGGGUGUUGACAUCGACAACCCUUACUACAACUACAUCAUCUCCUUCACUGUGCCGGACAUAGACAACGUGACAGUUGUGGACUUUGAUGCCGUGGAGCAUCGCAUCUACUGGUCCGAUGUCCGAACGCAGACAAUCAAGAGAGCUUUCAUUAACGGCACAGGCGUAGAGACUGUUGUGACUGCUGACCUUCCUAAUGCUCACGGGCUUGCAGUAGACUGGGUGUCCAGAAACCUGUUCUGGACCAGCUAUGAUGCCAAUAAGAAGCAGAUCAAUGUGGCCAGACUCGAUGGAUCCUUCAAGAAUGCUGUCAUCCAGGGAUUAGACAAGCCCCACUGUCUUGUGGCACAUCCACUACUGGGGAAGCUGUACUGGACUGAUGGUGACAACAUAAGCAUGGCUAACAUGGAUGGCGGCAACCUAACUUUACUUUUCACUGAUCAAAAAGGACCAGUUGGCCUCUCUAUUGACUAUGAAAAAGAGCAGCUGUACUGGAUCAGCUCGGGAAACAGCACCAUCAGCCGCUGUCAGCUGGAUGGAACUAAACUGGAGAUCCUGGAAGGUGUCAAAGGAAAACUUACCAAGGCAACUGCUCUGGCUAUUAUGGGAGACAAGAUGUGGUGGGCCGACCAGGGAACUGACCAGAUAGGAACAUGUGACAAGGAGGACGGAGGGAACUGGAAGGUUUUGCGAAACAACACCUCGCCUAUGAUGCACAUGAGGAUCUACGAUGAGGAUGUACAGAAAGAGGGUAUCAACCUGUGCAGCAACAACAAUGGAGACUGCUCCCAGCUGUGUCUACCCACCUCACCAACCACCAGGGCCUGCAUGUGCACUGCAGGAUACAGCCUGAAGACCGGACAGCAGUCCUGUGAAGGCAUGGGCUCCUUCCUGCUUUACUCCGUUCACGAGGGAAUCCGAGGAAUUCCACUCGACCCGGCAGACAAAUCUGACGCCUUGGUGCCGGUGUCUGGCACCUCUCUGGCCGUCGGCAUCGACUUCCACGCUGAGAAUGACACAAUCUACUGGGUGGACAUGGGCCUGAGCACCAUCAGCAGGGCUAAGAGAGAUCAGACAUGGAGAGAAGAUGUCAUCACCAACGGCAUCGGCAGGGUGGAGGGCAUCACCGUCGACUGGAUAGCAGGGAAUAUUUACUGGACUGACCAGGGCUUUGACGUGAUCGAGGUGGCCCGGCUGAAUGGCUCCUUCCGUUAUGUCGUCAUCUCCCAGGGCCUGGACAAGCCCAGAGCCAUCACUGUUCACCCAGUCAAAGGGUAUCUGUUCUGGACUGAGUGGGGUCAGUACCCUCGGAUUGAGCGCUCCCGGUUGGAUGGCUCUGAGAGGUUGGUCCUGGUCAAUGUGAGCAUCAGUUGGCCCAAUGGGAUCUCCGUCGACUACGAGGGGGGGAUGCUGUAUUGGUGCGAUGCAAGGACAGAUAAGAUUGAGCGUAUCAACCUGGAGACUGGAGAGAACAGGGAGCUGGUGCUUGCCAACAACAACAUGGACAUGUUUGCUGUAUCCGUUUUUGAGGAAUUCAUUUAUUGGAGUGACAGGACUCAUGCUAACGGCUCCAUCAAGAGAGGCAGCAAAGACAACGCUACGGAUGCUGUGCAGCUCAGGACUGGCAUUGGUGUACAGCUGAAAGACAUAAAGGUUUUCAACAGGGCCAGGCAGCAAGGCACCAACGUCUGCAAAGAUAACGGCGGCUGUGAACAGCUGUGUCUUUUCCGUGGCAACGGGCAGCGCACCUGCGCCUGUGCUCACGGCAUGCUGGCAGAGGACAACCGUGGUUGCCGUGACUAUGACGGAUACCUGCUUUACUCGGAGCGUACCAUUCUGAAGAGCAUCCACCUCUCCGACGAAACGAACCUCAACGCACCAAUAAAGCCGUUUGAGGACCCUGACCACAUGAAAAACGUCAUCGCCCUCAGCUAUGACUAUCAUGGCGGUGGAGGGAAGGGAGCUAACCGCAUUUUCUUCAGCGACAUCCACUUUGGCAACAUCCAGCAGAUCAACGAUGAUGGCACAGACCGCAAGAUUGUUGUGGAUAAUGUAGGGUCAGUAGAGGGCCUGGCGUACCACCGUGGUUGGGAUACUCUUUACUGGACCAGUUACACAACCUCCACCAUCACUCGCCACACUGUGGACCAGAGCCGCUCUGUGGCCUAUAACCGCAACACUGUGGUCACCAUGUCUGGAGAAGACCACCCCAGAGCCUUUGUGCUGGACGAGUGUCAGGAUCUCAUGUUCUGGACCAACUGGAAUGAGCAGGCUCCAAGCAUCAUGAGGGCCUCUCUGAAUGGCGCCAAUGUGCUAGCCAUCAUCGGCUCCGACAUUAAAACUCCCAAUGGCCUGGCCAUAGAUCACCGUGCUGAGAAACUUUACUUCUCCGACGCCACACUGGACAAGAUUGAACGCUGCGAAUAUGAUGGAAGCAGCCGUUACGUCUUGUUGAAGAAUGAGCCUGUUCAUCCAUUUGGCUUGGCUGUGUAUGGAGACUACAUCUUCUGGACUGACUGGGUGAGGAGGGCCGUCCUCAGAGCUGACAAAUACACAGGAGGAGACAUGAAACUGCUGCGUGCUGACAUCCCUCAGCAGCCAAUGGGGAUCGUUGCUGUGGCUAAUGACUCCAACAGCUGUGAGUUUUCCCCUUGCCGAUCAAAUAACGGAGGUUGCCAAGAUCUAUGUCUUCCCACAUCUGAUGGACGGGUCAACUGUAGUUGCCGUGGAGACAGAACACUCCUGGAUGACAACACCUGCUCUGCUCUGAACGUGUCGUGUGGAAGUGUGGAUGACUUUGAGUGUGGAAACGGCGACUGCAUCAACUACAGCCUGACCUGCGAUGGCAUGGCUCACUGCAAGGACAAGUCUGAUGAGAAGCAGUCCUACUGUGCCAAUCGACUCUGUAAGAAAGGCUACAGACGCUGCAUUAAUGGCCGCUGCAUAGGCCACCAGUUCUGGUGUGACGGCACAGACGACUGUGGUGACCACUCAGAUGAACUACCCUGCAACAUGACCCUGUGCAAAGUAGGAGAGUUCCAGUGCAAAGAUGGAAGCUGUAUCUCCAACUUCAGUCGUUGUGACCAGGUGGUCAACUGUGAGGAUGCUAGUGAUGAAAUUAACUGCCACCAAACUGAUUGCGCCCGUUUCUUCCGCCUGGGAGUGAAAGGAGAGUCUUUCCAGAGCUGUGAGAAAACCACUCUGUGUUAUCUGUCCUCAUGGGUCUGUGACGGCAACAACGACUGUGGAGACUUUUCAGACGAGAGAAACUGUCCAGAUAAAAAGAAACUCAAAUGUCCAGUCAACUUCUUUGCGUGUCCCAGUGGUCGCUGCAUUCCUAUGAGCUGGACCUGUGAUAAAGAAAAUGACUGUGAGAACGGAGCUGAUGAGACGCACUGUGACAAGUUUUGUACAUCCACCCAGUUUGAAUGUGGGAACCACCGCUGCAUUUCCAGCCACUGGGUGUGUGACGGCGCCGAUGACUGUGGUGAUGGUUCAGAUGAGGACCAGAAAUGCAAAUCCAAGACUUGCAGUCCUGAAGCCUUCCAGUGUCCCGGCUCCCACAUGUGUGUGCCUCAGCGCUGGAAGUGUGAUGGAGACAAAGACUGUCUUGAUGGAGCUGAUGAGAGCGUCAAGGCUGGCUGCAUGUACACCAACAGCACGUGUGAUGAUAACGAGUUCAUGUGCCAGGACAGAGAGUGUAUCCCCAAGCACUUUGUGUGUGAUCACGACAUUGACUGCUCCGAUGGCUCUGAUGAAUCCCCAGAGUGUGAAUACCCAACAUGUGGUCCAGAAGAGUUCCGCUGUGCCAACGGCCGCUGCCUCAACCAGAAGAAAUGGGAGUGUGACGGAGAGUUUGACUGUCAGGACGGCUCUGAUGAAGCUCCCAAGAACCCACGCUGCACUGACUCAGAGAGGACGUGUAAUGAGUCAGCCUUCAUGUGCCGCAAUGGGAAGUGCUUGAAUGAGACUCUGCUGUGUGAUCGCAACGAUGACUGCGGAGACGGCUCUGAUGAGCUCAACUGCUUCAUCAACGAGUGUCUCAACAGCAAGCUCAGUGGCUGCUCGCAGCUCUGUGAUGACCUCAAGAUUGGCUAUAAGUGCAGGUGUCAUGCUGGUUUCCAGCUUAAGCGGGACGGCAAGUCGUGUGUGGACAUAGACGAAUGCACAACCACCUACCCCUGUUCCCAGCGCUGCAUCAACACACACGGCAGCUUCCACUGUCUUUGCGUAGAUGGCUUUGAACUCAGCCCCAAUGACCCCACCAUCUGCAAGUCCACAUCAGAGGAAGAGCCCUACUUGAUCUUUGCUAACCGCUACUACCUGAGAAAACUCAAUCUGGAUGGGUCCAACUACACCCUUAUCAAACAGGGUCUGAAUAAUGCAGUGGCACUGGACUUCCACUAUGCAGAGAAUAUGAUCUACUGGACAGACGUCACCACUCAGGGCAGCAUGAUUCGACGCAUGCUUAUGAACGGCAGCAACAUAGAGGUGUUGCACCGGACCUCUCUGAGUAACCCGGAUGGCUUGGCAGUGGAUUGGGUUGGCGGGAACCUGUACUGGUGUGACAAAGGCCGGGACACUAUUGAGGUUUCGAAACUCAAUGGCGCCUACCGGACUGUGUUGGUCAACAUUGGCCUGAAGGAACCUCGCGCUGUGGCUGUGGAUGUUCGCUAUGGGUACCUGUAUUGGUCAGACUGGGGAGAUAACCCUCACAUUGGACGAAUCGGGAUGGACGGCACCAACAGAAGCGUCAUCGUAGAGGAUAAGAUCACGUGGCCCAAUGGGCUCACCCUGGACUUCAUCAAUGACCGUAUAUACUGGGCCGAUGCCAGGGAGGACUACAUUGAGUUUGCCAGCCUGGACGGCACUAACAGACACACAGGCUUGUCUUGCAGUGAUGACCAAUGUGUGGGAUACCAACACUCUCACCCACUCUGUACAACUGUCCACUUCAUCAGCCCAACAAUGAUCCUGCUCUUCGCCAAGAGCAACAUAUAA
This is a messenger RNA of Notothenia coriiceps (black rockcod), 9438 nucleotides long. RefSeq names its product low-density lipoprotein receptor-related protein 1-like. Gene Ontology annotation, molecular function: hormone binding; calcium ion binding; protein binding. The transcript has 59 exons. The record is from RefSeq and is a predicted model, not a curated record. Gene Ontology annotation, cellular component: apical plasma membrane; signaling receptor complex; plasma membrane. NCBI's taxonomy places the organism in Eukaryota, Metazoa, Chordata, Actinopteri, Perciformes, Nototheniidae. Bases 1 to 9438 code for a protein of 3145 amino acids. Gene Ontology annotation, biological process: receptor-mediated endocytosis.